This is a messenger RNA of Gavia stellata (red-throated loon), 1389 nucleotides long. It is a transcript of the gene TMEM200B, whose product is annotated as transmembrane protein 200B. Bases 1 to 1305 code for a protein of 434 amino acids. Lineage: Eukaryota; Metazoa; Chordata; Aves; Gaviiformes; Gaviidae. The record is from RefSeq and is a predicted model, not a curated record. The transcript has a single exon.
AUGACUGCCGAGAGUGCCAAAACCAACGGACCCAUGCGGGAGCCGGAGGCAGGGGGGACCAAGCCGCCAGUGUCCCCCGCCCCACCGCGGCGCCGGGGACGCAGGCUGCGGCGCAAGUCACCACCGGAGAUCCCGGUGAAAGGGCAGCUCCGCAUGCGCUCGCCGUCAGGAGCCUUCGUCAUGGUGGGCAUCUCGGUGGUCCUGGUGGGCAUGACCAUCGCUGUGGUGGGCUACUGGCCCCACCGGGGACCCGGGGGCACCGGGGCUGGCACGGGGAACACCAGCACCACGGGGGACGUGAGGAGGGAGGUGGCCACCGGGCGCCACGGGCCCCACAGUGAGAAGCUCAAGCUGAUCGGCCCCGUCAUCAUGGGCAUCGGGCUCUUCAUCUUCAUCUGCGCCAACACCAUGCUGUACGAGAACAGGGACAUGGAGACCCGCAGGCUGAUGCAGAAGGGUCUCUACUCCAUGGUGGCAGGUCUCCCCGAGGGGACCGGCCCCGAGGACGAGCGCUGCCAGCACGGGGACCGCCAGCCCGUCCCCAAGGCCAACGCCGAGUGCGUGGAGGGCUGCUACCAGGUGGAUCUCUCCUGCCAGCCCUGCCCCGGCCCCGGCAGCAAGUGGUCCAACUGCUACGGCCCCAACAGGCUCCAGACCACAGCCGAGCUCCUCCAGCACCCAGCAGCAUCCCCCGCCGCCUCCCUCCUCAGCCUCCGCUCCGGCGCCUCCGCCGAGGCCAACCUCAGCCUCUCCUGCCGCGCCGGAGCCGAGUCCCUCCUCUCCUCGGCCGUUGGCGCCUUGGCGUUGCCCGUCAUCAAGCUCAACAACCGCUUGCUGGACGCGGCGGCACGGGGGGCUGGCGAGGGGUUGGAGGGGGGCCCCGCCAAGCCUCCUCCCGAAGCACCGCGGCUCUCCCGGGCUCCGCUCUCCGGUGGCGGCAACAUUGUGCCCCAUGGCCAGGACCGUGGUGGUGGUGGUGGUCACGUCGUCAUCAACAUGGAUGGUGGCUGCCCUGGCGCGGAGCUGGCAGUGGCGGAGCUCAGCCCGGACGCGCAGCUCCACACCCCGGGACACUCCAAGUCCCUGGACCUCGGCCGGCCGGGGGUGCUGCUGGUGGCCCCCAUCAAGGACCGUAAGAACCGGAGCUGGCCCCGGCUGGACCACGUCAGCGUGGUGGGUUACGCCAAACUGGAAAGCACUGGCGAGUCCUCGGACCGGCUGCUGGAGCCCAGCGAGCCCCCGAGCCGGGGCGAGCCCCGACCCAGCUCCUGGGCGGUGGGGAUGGAGCAGGGCACGCGGGUCUGACGUCUCCACAGCCCUUGGGGGGACCGUGACGUUGCAGUCCCUCAUCCUGGCCCCCAGCACCCACCAGCGACCCCAAAACCCCAC